UUCUUCUUUCAGUAUAGACUCUUUGAUCACUUCUAUCAUGAGGUUCAUGUUGUUCUUGUGCACAGCAGUGUUGCUGUCUUCCAGCUUUGCCAUUCCAUUAGGACACCAAUCUGGACUGUCAAGCCUCAAGGAUCUGAAAUCCAUAGAGGCCUAUCUUAACAAGUUUUUUCCAGCCGUGGAUAAAUUAAUUAAGCAUACCCUGGAAGAACGAAUCAAAGAAAUGCAGAAAUUCUUCCAUUUGACUGUAACGGGAAAAAUAGAUGCCGAAACUGUCACAGUAAUGGAACAGCCUAGAUGUGGAGUUCCAGAUGUCUCGAGCUACACUACAUUUCCAGGAAGACCACAAUGGAAUAAGAAUGUGUUGACUUACAGAAUUAAAAACUACACUCCUGACAUGCCUCGAGACAGCGUGAACACAGCCAUAGCAAAGGCAUUUAAAGUGUGGAGUGAUGUGACCCCACUUCAGUUCAGAAAAACAACAAGACCUGCUGAUAUUGAAAUUCUCUUUGCAUAUGGGGCUCACGGUGACUACGACGCUUUUGAUGGGAGAGGUGGAGUUCUGGCUCACGCUUUUGCCCCUGGACAAGGCAUGGGCGGAGAUGCACACUUUGAUGAGGAUGAGGCCUGGUCAGAAACCAAUAGAGAAACCAACCUUUUCCUUGUUGCUGCACAUGAGAUUGGUCAUUCCUUGGGACUGGGUCAUUCGCGUGUCCCCAGCGCUUUGAUGUAUCCUACCUAUUCCUAUGUGAACCCAAAUAAUUAUCGCCUUCCAGCGGAUGAUACGAAAGGAAUCCAGAGUUUAUACGGAAAGAAGAGGCUGUAAACAAACCCCAUCAAGUGUUUCAAAGGAAACAAAAGGAUCCUACUUUGUACUUCUGAUUAAAAAUAUAUAUUUUUAAUGCAGCACAAUUGCAAGAAUUCUUGACAUCUGAAUUGGAGAAUUGUGACGUGAAAUUUAAAUAAACAAAUAAACAUGUUAAGCUUUUCUAAAUGGUUGAUUUUAGAAAGGUGAGAAUCUACCACACAUGGAAAAAUAAAUAAAUUCUCAAAUACAA
Elgaria multicarinata webbii is the source of this 1055-nucleotide messenger RNA. RefSeq names its product macrophage metalloelastase-like. Gene Ontology annotation, biological process: extracellular matrix organization; collagen catabolic process; proteolysis. Gene Ontology annotation, molecular function: zinc ion binding; metalloendopeptidase activity. The transcript is spliced from 6 exons. The coding region runs from base 38 to 823 and encodes 261 amino acids. Lineage: Eukaryota; Metazoa; Chordata; Lepidosauria; Squamata; Anguidae. Gene Ontology annotation, cellular component: extracellular matrix. The record is from RefSeq and is a predicted model, not a curated record.